AUGGCUCUGUUGGGAUCGCGUUUUGUUCCCUUUCUGGACAACUACUUUGAGCCAGAUUCAGCAAGGAUGGCGAAAGGCUCAAAGUUGUUGUCCGUCCGUCAAGGUCCGGACCUUUCUGAAUGUUAUUAUCAAGCCCCCUCAGCGAACCCAAACUACUGGUGGUGCUAUGCGGAACCUUUUGCUAAAGGACCUGGACCGGGACCUGGACCUGGACCAGGAGCAGGGCCACCGGGAGAACCACCAGGGUUACAAGGACCUGGAAGAGGACCCGGAGACGGACGUGGAAGAGGAUCCGGAGAGAGACCCGGAUUUCCAAGGCCGCCAGGAGGAGGAGGGCCACCAUCAGGUGGACUACGACAACCCGGAAAGCCUCAGCAGCCAGGGGGAAACUCUCCACCACCUAGCCCAGAGAAUAGCUCAUCGUCAUCGACGAGCACAGAGAACAGGCCUACUCCUUCACCAGAGCCAUCCUUGAGACCGAGCGUCGAGUUAACCACGUCGAUCAGGGUAUCGAGGACGGCAGCGCCGACGACAAGCCUACCCUCGCCGAGUCAACCGAACACAACCCGCGCCCCAAGUCCUACGGGCAAUCUACCACUUGUUCCAUCACUGGUCUCGACAAAGCCGCCUAUGAUUGUUCCUACGUCGGCUCAGUCGACGGCCGUUGGAGCGCCCGACCUGGCUCCUUCAGAGACUAAUUCCUCUCCAUCAUCCACUUCCUCGCCGGUAGCCGCAGCUGCCGCCACCAACCAGCGCGCAGUCACUAUCACUGUUGCGUCUGUUGUAUCCGCCGCUGGGGUUCUCUUUAUUAUUGCUGGAUUUUUGCUGUAUCGUCGGUACAAACAGAGGCGGCCUCCCUUCUUCCAUCGGGGAAUAACACCUAUCGACGAUGAGGAAAUAGAGUCAUGGAAAAUCAGCAGAGAGAUCAGCGAUGAGGAGAAGAGCGGUGGUUCUUUCGAGAAAGAGACUGGACUGGAAGGCUCAGGGGCAAAUGGCAAUGGCGCUAAUGGGCACACCAGGGGUUCAGAAUCGACCAGUUCACUGAAAAAAGUACCCAGCGCCGUGAUCGUCUAUCAGAGCACGCCCGCUCAGCAGUCUCAGCAGUUUGCCUCUGGAGCAGGGAGGCAAUCGGAGGAAUUCUCACCUCGAUCAUUCCACUCUCCCCUCAGGAUAUCGAAAUACGGGGCAUAUGGCAGCGGCGGCCGGGUGAGCAUUGACCGGGACUACCCACAGACCCCGAUACAAGCCCGGGCACCAAAUGCUCGGGAGGGUCUGACAGACGAGUCGGUUCCUGGGGACGAGCCAUACUUGCCCCAGGCAAGGAGGCAGCCGUCACGCAUUUCAAAACUUCCGGCACCCUUAUCUUCAAGCUCCAGGAGCAUGCACAACAGGUCGCGGAGCUCUAGGAGCAGCCUAAGAAGCUUUGGGGAACGCUACAGUCAUGACCAGCCUAGCCCAUAUGGUGGUGGGCACACUUACUCGGAGCAGGAUCUGUCUCCUCGCUGGGCCCGUGCUUCGAGUGACCUGCCGCGCGGCGGGGCAUUGCAGCAGACACAGUCAUUACAACAUAAGCUUCGGCACUCCAAGUCAUCCACUGGUCACCACGGCCACGCACGAGGGCACAACCGAGUCUAUUCAAACUCUGAAACGCCGCCGAGGGUUUCGUUCAGUGACGAUUUUUUGAACUCGCCCAGGCCUCUGCUGUUGCGUGAGGACAUUGGUCGGGCCAUCGGUUGAGGCCCAGCUUGUACGAUGAUUUCUUCUAAGCAGCCAAUUUGAAAAUACAAAGGGCUUUUAUUUAUUACAUUAACUUCUGUGGGUUAUGGAGCAAUCGAUCUCCGAUUUUUGGUCAGCCCUAUUUUUUUUCUUGUUUUUUUUUUUUUUUUUUUUUGCUUUC
Pyricularia grisea is the source of this 1897-nucleotide messenger RNA. RefSeq lists its product as uncharacterized. Lineage: Eukaryota; Fungi; Ascomycota; Sordariomycetes; Magnaporthales; Pyriculariaceae. Bases 1 to 1737 code for a protein of 578 amino acids. The transcript is spliced from 2 exons. The record is from RefSeq and is a predicted model, not a curated record.